Molecule: messenger RNA, 1092 nt
Organism: Cricetulus griseus (Chinese hamster)
Lineage: Eukaryota; Metazoa; Chordata; Mammalia; Rodentia; Cricetidae
Source: RefSeq, a predicted model, not a curated record
CGUGCCUCGCCUGCCAAAGCUGGAGCCGGCAUCCGCGGUGCUCCCGGGCCGCACGGCCACAGCCGGCGGGCUCUCCGAGCGGGUCCUCCUGACCCUCCACCCCGGCUCUCCAGAGUCGUCCGGAUCUACGUCGCAAUAGUGGCGAAGGUGAGGAGGACAGUCUUCUGUACUGCUCUGUCCCCGCCAGGGGAAGACAGCAAGUUGUGCUGCGCCCGGGACCCGUUAGGGACCGUGGCCGCCGCCCGGCCGGGGGCCACCAUCAUUACUACAAAGUAUGAGGGUUUGAUACCCAGUAGGACCAACGAUUGUUACUGCCAGUAGCUGUGUCCCCUUUGAAGAACUGUGGAUUACCUGGCAGCCUUCAUUCAUACCUUCAGGACAGUCACAUUGGGUCCUCAUUGCAUUGCCUGGUGAAAGAUGGCAUCCAGCCUGACUUGUACCGGAGUAAUCUGGGCUUUGCUCUCCUUCCUUUGUGCUGCCACCUCCUGUGUGGGGUUUUUCAUGCCUUACUGGCUCUGGGGAUCUCAGCUGGGCAAGCCUGUGUCCUUUGGCACUUUCCGGAGAUGCUCGUAUCCUGUGCAUGAUGAGAGUCGGCAGAUGAUGGUGAUGGUGGAAGAAUGUGGUCGCUAUGCCUCCUUCCAGGGCAUCCCCAGCGCAGAAUGGAGGAUCUGUACCAUAGUGACAGGCCUGGGCUGUGGCCUGCUCCUCCUGGUAGCUCUCACUGCCCUUAUGGGUUGCUGUGUAUCAGAGCUCAUCUCCAGGACAGUAGGAAGAGUGGCUGGAGGAAUACAGUUUCUGGGAGGUUCCUUCUUCACAGAUGACACAAGCUUGGGUCAAAUUGUCAAGAUGAAACAAAACAAAACAAAAACCUAAGGAGCACAGGAAGCAAGCAUCCUGCACCAAGCUGCCCCACAAUAUAUGGUGCACAUCAACAGAAGGGAACCCUGCCUUGAAGAAAUAUGAGCAGUUCACCCCCCAGCUGCUCCAUCAUCCUUCCAUCUAGACAUUUGGAACUUUUUAAGGAGUAGAUGUUGCCCCAGUUUCUUGUUGCUGCUUAUCCUUGAGUGAGCUGCUUGCCCCAUGUCCCUUGCU